UACUUAUGCUCUGUUCCAAUUAUAUGGAGAAAAGCUGAAUUUUAUAGUGAUAUAACAAGAUCAUGUAUACGAUGGGACAAAUUCAAAAAGGUCACUAAUAAUGAGUUAUAUGGGAUUGCUAAAUCUUGUCCCAACUUGCGCCAUCUAAAAAUAAUGUGGUGUCGUGGUUUAUCUGAUAGAGUCAUUAGUAAGAUUGCGCAAAUUUGUCCUUUGGAAUUCCUCAGUGUUUCAUGUAAUAGUAAAGGUAUAAAACGGGCCAGUAAAUUAUAUAAUAUGAAGGAUACAACUUUAUGUAAAAUUGCAAAUUCGUGCCCAAAUCUACAAUACCUAAAACUUAAAUCUUAUAAGCUAUCUGAUAUAUCAUUGAAAAAAGUGGCCCACUUAUGUACUAAUUUGCGUUACUUAAAAUUGAAAUAUAAUGAGCAUAUUACCGAUACAUCUAUAGUCCUAAUUGGGCAAAACUGCUCAUAUUUAGAAUAUCUUGGUUUAUGGGGAGCCAAUAUUACUGAUGCAUCAUUAAAACAGAUUGCUGAAUCAUGCCCGAAACUCCACACUCUACGCUUAAUCGAUUGUGAAAAAAUAACUGAUCAAGGAGUGUACGCAAUUGCUUCAGCAUAUCCAAAUAUGCAAAAAUAUGUAUUGGAUGACUGUGGAGAGAUUACUGAUAUAUCAGUUAAAAAAAUUGCGCAAUCUAACCCAAAUCUUAAAUAUCUUAACUUAAAUUGGUGUCAUCUUGUAUCUGAUGAUUCUAUUUGUGCAAUAGCGCGAUCAUGUCCAAAACUUGAACAGCUUUAUCUUGAGAAUUGCGACAUUACUGAUGUAUCUAUGUCUGCAUUAGCAAAUUUGUAUAAUCUUCAAAAACUUGAUAUUGAGGAUUGCGAGAAAAUUAGUAUAAAUGAAAUUAUAACCUUGCAAAGUAAAAUUCCUACUCUUGAUAUCAUCGGUUGGUAUUCAGAUACGAAUAGUGAGUCGGGUAUAUCAUUAUAG
Molecule: messenger RNA, 987 nt
Organism: Dentiscutata erythropus
Lineage: Eukaryota; Fungi; Glomeromycota; Glomeromycetes; Diversisporales; Gigasporaceae
Source: the annotation of a GenBank genome assembly